UACCCCCCUUCUUCGCUGCUGGAACAGGAAGAAACCUAAACCCGAGGGGGUGAAGCGGGCGCACGGCAGACGACGAGGGUUGGAGUCAAUGACCCUCCUGCGGAUCUCUCCGUGCCUCAAUCUCUCUUGGCGUCCGGUGUUUAUCAAGGUCGACGUUCAGACGCCAUCUGUCCUUCGCUGUAUGAGACCCCUCCACCUCCCUUCCACCACACAUCAUCCUCCUCGCCUCCUCGCAUAGCCCAUACUCCUUGUGGCCCCACUGUAGGCUCAUCAGCAUCGACAAGGACCAUCCGUCCUCUUCAACGCCAUGGCGGCGCCACACCUCCAUCUCAUCCUGUCCCUCGAAAUCUGUCCAGACAGAAUCAACGUGACACUCGUCGAUUCGCAGGACCGACUCGCCGUCAUCAACUCCACUACCAUACCCCUGCGAUGUGUAAACAUGCAAGAGCCUCGACGCGACGCGACAUACGACGCAGCGUAUGACCCGAGCCAGCCGCGCAAGGCCAUCUCUGGCUCUCAUGCGGCGCCAUUUGCCGUUCGAGACUACCUGGAAGCUCUCGACCAAGGCUUAGAAUGGCUGAGCAAGCCCUCAUCGACUGCCUUACCGGGUGGUCACGUGGAGGGAAGCCUCCCCCUAGCCUCUAGCAUAGUCGCUAUCUCCAUCGCUUCAGCUCCGGACCUGCGCGUCCUGACUUCCACUUCAGGAGGCUCUGUCCUACACAAUCUCUCUCCCGACAAGCCUCUACAUAUCCAGCUCGAUCACUCGGAUUUCUUGGCUCACCCUCUCCUACUGCACAACUUCGUCACUCCUCAGCUCGGCGACCUUGUGCACCUUGAGAACCGUCUCGCCGAGCGCGUCGGUCUGCACCUCAUCGAUUGUGGAAGCGAACGGAUCAGACGGGACCCUAACAUGCCCGUGGAGAGGCUCGUGUCAAGGGAGAGCUUUCGGAACACCCUAGCUCGACGAUUGGGAGGACCACUGACCAUUGACAGCCUGCCAGUCCAGCUCGCAGCUGCCUUGUCCUCAGCUAGAAGCGGUGCGACACAGACUGGCCGGAGCCAGCUGGAUGCUGCAGUGGCUCUCGCUCACACGGAGAGGAUUGCUGACUUGGGCACGCUCUUCGCCUGUGUCCUCACGGGUAAGAUCAUUGGACCUUCGGCCAUCGAAGCCAGCAUGACUGGUUUCCUCAAUGUCAACAGCCAGCAAUGGGACGAGGAGCUCAUCGCUGUUGUCGCCGAUUCCAGCAACACUCGUCAAGACGUCUUCUCUGCAGACGGCCUCAAAGCAGCUCUUGGUACAGCUCGACAAGGUACAGCUUCCAUUGGGCGAGCCUCGCCUUGGCUUACAAAGCGCUUUCACUUCGACCCAUCUUGCGUCGUGAUGUCUCCUAUACCAUCUCAUAUGGCUAGCUACCUCUCGCAUCUCCCUCAACAUGGAGAUGUUGGGCUCGAACUUGGCAACGACGACUACCUCAUCGUCCCGACCACUACGCCAGUCUUUAUCCCCGGAGCUAGAAUUGUCCCACAUCCACUUGCAAGCCAGUCAUCUUCAAAUGCACACCAUGUGUCAAGCUCAUUCCAGCCGUCUACUCGUACUCAUCUGGUGGUCACCAAGGCAACUGGAGCCGGACGUGCUCGCAAGACGAUCAGAGACGUCUACACCAACGCCAACUGGGAUGCAUACCAGAAGCUCAUGAGCGCAGUCUGUGCAGGCGGAUCCAUAGGCAUGGACAACAAGUUCUACUCUGUCUGCAAGAACUUUGAGACGAGACAAGACCUCAAUCGAUACGAAAUGGGCAUCCGCGUCGAAGAGUUCAGCGACCUCAGAGCCAAUGCUCGCUGUCUCAUCGAAGGUCAGGCUCUCUCCGUCCGUUCCAGCAUCGGUCGUAUCUGGACUGGCGACCGAGAGAGCUCCUCCUUCUUUGACGAUUUUGGAUAUUUUGCGUUGGAGCCCGUCCCCAGCAACGUAGACUUCGCCUGUGGCUAUCACGGCGUAGGAGGUGCUCUCAGAUUCGACCCUUACGAUGUCACCUUGUGCCCUGUAAGAGUGCUUGCUUGGGGCAAAGCAGCUCACAAUCGUGGUAUGGCGGAGUGCUAUGCAAAUAUCCUCGGAGGUACCUGGACUACGCACCGGGAGCAAGAGGCACAAGAGGAUCGUCGCCAUGGCAGAGCUGCACACACUAGCAGCAGAGUCUCUCAUUCGCGAGCUGCGCUUGGUGCUGCAUACCUUGCCUUCGCUGCCCUAGAGGCGCAGUCAGCCGAGCAGAAGAGCGACACGUUCGCCGGCUUCCAUAAUGUCUUGCUCGACAAGCUCAGCGGACGGGACACACUUGUGACUCCUCCCCCUUCCGACGCAAUGACAGACGCGCUCAGUCGCAAAGCCUCGCACCCCGUCGAUACGUCGGGCAAGAUGGCCAACGCUACACCAUCUUCGGUUUCGACCAACCCUUCCAAGCUACCAGUGGGUGGUCGCGCCAGAUCCAGCUCUUCCCCGAUUACUGCAUUUGGCGGCUCGUCGACUUCAAGUCGAGCAUCGACACUCUCUUCCGGCUCCUCCUCGCCCUUUGCAAUGGACACUGUCAGUCUGAUCCUCUCACCAUCUUCAAGCUCCUACUUCUCGUCACCUCUCAACACUGGACUGAGGUCAGCCAAUGCCUGGGCGGCCGCGGCAACGUCGCAUGACACUACUGGCAAGCAUCAGAUGGUAGCUGGUUCGCGACCACGCACCUCAUCGAAUCUGCCUGCGCCUCUCCAUCCAACCUUGCUGACUGUUCUCGAUGAGGGUGAGGAAGAUAUGACGACGCCGCGCAAUGUUCAGGACCUAUCAACACAACAGACGCCCACUGAUGUCCGUAAGACACUGGUUGUAGACGAGCUCGACCGUCCAAUCUCUGUGCUCGGUCGUAUGACAUCAGCACCCAACUUCAGCUCCUCCCUUGCCAUGACCAAUGCCUUCCAACCGGUAGGGACAGCUGCAGCUGGCCGAAGCCGUGCUUCCUCUAGCUCUGCAUCGUCGUGGGGCGAUGCUCCUCGUCGAGACGGUGGGGACGGUACUGGGACCGCUUUGACCGGUCCAAAGGUUCAAUGGUCGAGCUCUGUGGCCCCAAGCAGGAGCAACUCCUUCUCCUCUGCCUUCUCCCCGGACGCCAAACCCUUCGUCAGCGAGGCUACCGUCAGCGAAAUGGCUGGCUCGAACAGCGGGACGUCGAUGACCGGUCGACCAAGGUCAACGACGCUGCACACCAUUGGUACCACUAGUCGAUGGCCCUGGACGCAGAUCAACCCAGCUGCAAAUGCGACGAGUAUGCUCCGCUCUUCGUCGUCGAGCUUGUCGACGUCGGAUGUACGUCAGAGGUCCGGCUCCGGUUCGUCGUAUGUGGUCGCCCACGACUACGAGGCCGGUCAAUUGCGCGGCAUGGGAGGUGCUCCCAUUCAAGAAGGAAUCGAAGAAGAUCUAGCUCUGCGCAUGAUGAUGGGCAACAAUAAGGCAGAAGGCAACGCCCAGGAGCGUAGCAAGGGCAGUCGCGAGACGCCCACCGAGUCCAAGCAGGAGAAGGCCAUGCGAGCCUGGCUACAGGGCCAAUCUCUCUCCCCGCCAAUCCUAUCCGACACUGCUCACACUACAUCACAGAGCUCUGCACAGCAUAUACAGGAUGGUGCAGCUUACACGCAGCCAAUGCAGCUACACGGCCAGAUCCAGACAAACAAGCAUAGUACAGAGCUUGGCAGAGCUGCCUUGGGAGUCGCCUCCUCUGGACCUCUCGACGAUCUCUCCCUCGCCUACUUUGAUCCCUUGUGCAAGAACGACACCGAUCUCCCGGUGUCCUCUCAUUCGCAGACGCAGACGCAGACGCAACACCACGAGCAGGAGACGCAGCGUCGUCGUCGUCAUCACCUCUGGGCAACCCACCAGCGCGAGCUCGACGCUCAACGUCGCGAGUCUGAGAGACUCCUGGACCUCCAGCGUGGUCCCGUGGCGGAUCUGGACGUGUGGGCCGUUUACGGGGCUUUUCUUGAGGAGUAUAUCAGGCUGAGGGGAGAGUAGUGAGUGAGUGCGAAGGAAGGAAGAUGCUGGAGUGAGGGAUUGUAGACAGACAAGAGAGCAGAGAGCAGAGAGCAGAAGCUGCAGAGACGAC
Molecule: messenger RNA, 4136 nt
Organism: Microstroma glucosiphilum
Lineage: Eukaryota; Fungi; Basidiomycota; Exobasidiomycetes; Microstromatales; Microstromataceae
Exons: 5
Coding region: 308-4045 (1245 amino acids)
Biological process (GO): xylulose metabolic process
Cellular component (GO): cytosol
Molecular function (GO): D-xylulokinase activity
Source: RefSeq, a predicted model, not a curated record